GUAGGGGCGGGGGAGGGGUUGUUCCAUGUAGGCCAGUUGAGAAAGGCAUGAAGAUUUUGUUUCCUCUUGCACAGUACAGUCCUGCAUUAUAGACUUUCUGGUCUUUUUGGUGAUACCUCCCUCCAUGAUGUCAAUAGGACUUUAACCAGGGGAACUGAAGCUGAAGCUGAAAGAGAAAGUCGUCAAGAAUGGAAAUUUCUGAAAGAUAAGAGAUAGAUCCAGAAGACUAGGAAGAGACCUGGCCAGAAAGCUGGGUCUUUCAGAGGUGAAAGAAGCUUUAUGCAGCCAACACAGAUCUGGGGCUAGUACCUGUGUCUGAGGGUCUGCGUGUCAGGGAGAGCUGCUGCUCAUGGACGCAAGUUGCAUCAUCAACUGAUUCCCUAGGGCCAUGUCAGUGACAGUCUCAGUGAGAGCCUUUGCCUCCUUCCUGUCUUCUCUGCUGAAACUCCACGUGGUUUUGUAUGAGGCUAGGAGGGUGCUUCAGACCUGGGCUGCCCAGAUGAAGAGUGUGAGGCUGAGGCUAGUGCCAGGUCUUUCAUGUGUCAGGUUGGGGACCAUGUUGCUGUUGGGGAUAAUUUUUCUCUCAAGCACGUACUGUGACAUGGUCUCGGUAUAUUACUCUUCCUAUGAAAUAGUCAUCCCAAAGCGGCUAAUGGUCAGGGGAAGUGAAGAUCCAGUGGAAAAGGCAUCCUAUUUGCUAUUUAUGGAAGGCCAGAAGCACCUGAUUCACCUGAAGGUAAAGAGAAGCCAUUUUGUGAAUAACUUUCCAGUCUACAGUUACCACAAUGGCAUCCUGGGGCAAGAAUCACCUUUUACCUCCCAUGACUGCCACUAUGAAGGCUACAUAGAGGGAAUGUCAGGUUCUUUUGUUUCUGUCAACACCUGUGCAGGUCUCAGGGGCAUCUUGAUCAAGGAGGAAAAAUCUUACAGCAUUGAGCCCAUGGAGUCUUCAAGACGGUUUGAACAUGUGUUAUAUACCAUGGCACAUCAAGCACGAGUGUCCUGCGGUGUCGCUCCCACAGAUAGCCAUGUGGUGUCCACUAGCUGGCAACAAGGGAGCAAGAAGCCUUAUGAUCGACAGGUGCUGUCCUACUUGUGGUCACACCCCAAGUACGUGGAAAUGUUUGUUGUGGUCAACAACCAGAGGUUCCAGAUGUGGGGCAGUAACGUCAAUGAGACGGUCCAGAGAGUAGUGGAUGUCAUUGCUCUGGCCAACAGCUUCACCAGGGGAAUAAACACAGAGGUGGUGCUGGCUGGAAUGGAGAUCUGGACCGAGAGGGAACUAAUAGAGGUCGCAGUGGACUUGCAAGUCACACUCAGGAAUUUCAAUCGCUGGAGACAAGAGAUGCUCUUCCGUCGUGCGAAGCAUGACGUUGCCCACAUGAUCGUUGGGCAUCAUCCUGGACAGAAUACGGGCCAGGCCUUUCUCAGUGGUGCCUGCUCAAGCGGUUUUGCGGCAGCUGUUGAAUCCUUCCAUCAUGAAGAUGUGCUGUUGUUUGCAGCCCUCAUGGUCCAUGAGCUCGGGCACAACCUGGGUAUUCAGCACGACCACUCGGCCUGCUUUUGUAAAGAUAAGCAUUUUUGCCUCAUGCAUGAAAAUAUCACAAAAGAAAGUGGCUUCAGCAACUGCAGCUCUGACUACUUCUACCAGUUCCUUCGAGAACACAAAGGGGCCUGCCUAUUUAACAAGCCAUGGCCCAGGGCCCGCAAGCGUAGGGAUUCCACCUGUGGAAAUGGCAUGGUGGAGGACACGGAGCAGUGUGACUGUGGUUCUGCCUGUGACCUCGACCCAUGCUGUGAUCCCACAUGCACUCUGAAGGAGAAUGCUGAGUGCAGCCAUGGCCUCUGCUGCCAGGACUGCACUUUCAGAAGGAAGGGGUUUUUAUGUCGUCCUACUCAGGAUGAGUGUGACCUCCCAGAAUAUUGUGACGGGAGCUCUGCAGAAUGCCCUGCAGACAGCUACAAGCAAGAUGGCACGCUGUGUGAUAGAAUUCACUAUUGCUCUGCGGGUCAGUGUAAGAACCCCGAUAAGCAAUGUGUGAAUAUAUACGGGUACCCUGCAAGAUCUGCCCCAGAAGACUGUUACAUUUCAAUGAAUACCAGAGGAGACCGGUUUGGAAACUGUGGACGUCCCACUGAGGAUCAGCAAAAGUAUGUUACAUGUUCAAGUGAUAAUGUAUUUUGUGGGAAACUCGUAUGUACAGGUGUUGAAUCCUUACCACGACUCAAAGCUCAACAUACAAUCAUCCAGGUCCCUCAUGACGAUGACUGGUGCUGGAGCAUGGAUGCCCAUAACAUUACUGAUAUCCCUGAUGAUGGAGAUGUGCACAUCGGCACUUCUUGUGCCCCAAACAAAGUCUGCACGGAUUACUCCUGCGUCCAUCACUCUGUACUCCUGUAUGACUGCAGACCAGAGGAAUCGUGUCAUGGGAAAGGAGUUUGCAACAAUUUAAGGCACUGCCAUUGUGAGCUUGGUUUUGCUCCUCCUGACUGUAAAAAUCCAGGCAACGGAGGUAGUGUGGACAGCGGCCCUGCUGGUAAGCCAAGUGAUGAAAGUAUAAGUACAGAAGAAAAUAGAAAUCGUAGUGGUGGUCAGAGUAAUCCCCAAAGAGGUUACGUGACUAAUGACAAAAAUAAAAGCCUAAGGAAGUUACUGUACAUAGCCCCCAUGUUGCUUUCAGCAUUAUUUGUAGUUCUAAUUAUUCUUGCCAGUAUGGGAGCUAGAAAGGAGAUAUUAGAGCGUUCAGAAGAUUACACAGAAGCAAUUCCAGAAGAGGUUGCACCAGAGCAGAAAGUAGGCAAAGGACAGGAAGAAGAAGAGGCGAAAAAUGAGUUGUCCAAUAAAGCUAACAGUGGAUACACUGGGAAUGCCUGAUGGAAUGUCUUCCUAACCUGGAGUCAUACUGCACUCCCUUCUCUGGGGCUCAGUUGAAGAAAAAGAAAAGAUUGACCUUAAACCCAGAGGACAUUAUGGCCUCACGGUGAUGCAAUUCUGCAUACAAUGAAGAUUAUCUCAAUAUCUCAAGUGUUAUAUUCGCUUGCCAAAGAUAAAUCAGCUCCUUCAGAGGUUGUAGCGAGCCAAGAUUAUACCACGGCACUCCAGCUUGGGCAACAGAGUGAGAUUCUGUCUCAAAAAUAAAUAAA
Molecule: messenger RNA, 3144 nt
Organism: Callithrix jacchus (white-tufted-ear marmoset)
Lineage: Eukaryota; Metazoa; Chordata; Mammalia; Primates; Cebidae
Product: disintegrin and metalloproteinase domain-containing protein 1a-like
Biological process (GO): binding of sperm to zona pellucida; male gonad development; proteolysis
Cellular component (GO): sperm head plasma membrane; plasma membrane; external side of plasma membrane
Molecular function (GO): metalloendopeptidase activity
Source: RefSeq, a predicted model, not a curated record